GCGCGUGCUCGGGCGGCGGGCGCGGAGCGCGGCGGGAGCGGUGCGGGAGCGGAGCGGGAUGGCGGGCGCGCUCACCGACCUGCUGGGAGAGGUGCUGGUGGCCGCCGACGGCGAGGAGGUGGCCGUGUCGGCGCUGGCCGCCCGCGGGGUCUCCCUGGUGGGGCUCUACUUCGGCUGCAGCCUCGGCGGCCCCUGCGCGCAGCUCGGCGCCAGCCUGGCCGCCUUCUACGGGCGCUUCAGGGGGGAGGCGGCGGCGGCCGGCGGGCAGCGCCUGGAGAUCGUGUUCGUGUCGGCCGAGCAGGAGCAGCAGCAGUGGCAGGAGGCGGUGCGGGCCAUGCCCUGGCUGGCGCUGCCCUUCGCCGACAAGCACCGCAAGCUGAAGCUGUGGAACAAGUACAGAGUCUCCAACAUUCCUUCCCUAAUAUUUAUCGAUGCCUCCACCGGGAAGGUGGUUUGCAGGAAUGGCCUUCUGGUCAUCCGAGAUGACCCUGAAGGUCUGGAGUUCCCUUGGGGGCCAAAACCCUUCAGUGAAGUUGUUGCUGGGCCUCUGCUAAGGAACAACGGGCAGACACUGGACAGCAGUGCCCUGGAGGGCUCUCACGUUGGGGUCUAUUUCUCUGCGCACUGGUGCCCGCCGUGCCGAAGCCUCACAAGGGUCCUGGUUGAGUCCUACCGUAAAAUCAAGGAGGCAGGCCAGAAGUUUGAGAUCCUCUUCGUCAGUGCAGACAGGUCAGAGGAAUCCUUCAACCAGUACUUCAGUGAGAUGCCCUGGGUGGCUGUGCCCUACGCCGACGAGGCCAGGCGGUCGCGCCUGAACCGGCUCUAUGGCAUCCAAGGCAUCCCAACCCUCAUCGUCCUGGACUCCAAGGGAGAUGUGAUCACACGGCAGGGGCGGGUGGAGGUGCUGAACGACAUCGAGUGCCGCGAGUUCCCCUGGCACCCCAAGCCCGUGCUGGAGCUGACGGACUCCAACGCUGUGCAGCUGAAUGAGGGCCCCUGCCUCGUUCUCUUUGUAGAUUCAGAGGAUGACGGAGAGUCGGAGGCAGCGAAACAACUGAUUCAGCCCAUAGCUGAAAAAAUCAUAGCCAAGUACAAAGCCAAAGAUGAGGAGGCGCCGUUACUCUUCUUCGUGGCGGGUGAGGACGACAUGACCGACUCCCUGCGGGAUUACACCAACCUGCCUGAGGCUGCACCCCUGCUCACCAUCCUGGACAUGUCAGCCCGGGCCAAGUACGUGAUGGAUGUGGAGGAGAUCACACCUGAAAUCGUGGAAGCCUUUGUCAGCGACUUUCUAGCAGACAAGCUAAAACCCGAGCCCAUCUAAGGGGGCUUCUGCGCCAACAGACAUUAUUUAAAACUAGGUCUCUCUUCCGCCGCUUGUGGAUUCUCCAGCGUGUCCUCACGCCCGACCCAGUAUCCAACCUUCUUGUGGUGCCUUGUUUUACGCAGUGAAUCCUUCUCCUAAGCAAACUCCUUGAGAUGCACUUUCAGCAGGGAGUUGUUGGCGUUUGGAGACUUCGCUUGUGCUUCAUGGUGAUAUAUUCUCUAAUAACCAGGCCAGAACUGUUACCGUAUCCUUACUUUAUACACGGCACUAGCUAGCAGGCAAAUUUCCUUGCAUG
Pseudopipra pipra is the source of this 1622-nucleotide messenger RNA. It is a transcript of the gene NXN, whose product is annotated as nucleoredoxin. Gene Ontology annotation, biological process: negative regulation of Wnt signaling pathway; negative regulation of protein ubiquitination. The record is from RefSeq and is a predicted model, not a curated record. Bases 59 to 1324 code for a protein of 421 amino acids. Gene Ontology annotation, molecular function: thioredoxin-disulfide reductase (NADPH) activity. Gene Ontology annotation, cellular component: nucleus. Lineage: Eukaryota; Metazoa; Chordata; Aves; Passeriformes; Pipridae. The transcript has 8 exons.